Messenger RNA from Racocetra persica, 527 nucleotides. The record is from the annotation of a GenBank genome assembly. NCBI's taxonomy places the organism in Eukaryota, Fungi, Glomeromycota, Glomeromycetes, Diversisporales, Gigasporaceae.
AUUACGAGAUGAUGAUAUGGUAUCAGAGAAACAAUUUCUCAGCAUGCGUUUGGUAAUUGCUGGUGGCUAUGAUUAUCGUGUGCAAGAAAAUGUGGAUCAUCAUAAAGAAUUGAAUCGAGUAGCUUCAAGACUGGAACUCGAAACUUUUACAAUUAUGCCCGGUUCGACAACACAUCCACCAGAAUCGGCACAAUCACUUUGUCUUUUAUACACCCCAUCAAAUGAACAUUUUGGAAUUGUGCCUAUAGAGGCAAUGUAUGCUUGUUUACCUGUAAUUGCAUGUAAUAGUGGUGGCCCAAGAGAAACUAUUCGAAAUGGUAUAACGGGCGUUUUAUGUUCACCUACGCCUCUGGAAUUUUCGGAAGCGAUAGCUGAUUUUAUUUCAGGUGUACAUGACCGUGAAGUUAUGGGUGAUAGUGGGAGAGAACACGCUCAAAAAAAUUUUUCUUUGACUACUUUUGUCAAUUCUCUAGAACUCAUUUUAAUGAAUUUAGUGCAGGAUCCUUCAAGAUCAAGACCAUUACAAG